Messenger RNA from Meloidogyne enterolobii, 396 nucleotides. Lineage: Eukaryota; Metazoa; Nematoda; Chromadorea; Rhabditida; Meloidogynidae. The record is from the annotation of a GenBank genome assembly.
AUGUCCCUCAACAAUAAAAUUAUUUAUCCAAAUAAAAAUAUCCAAACAUAUUCACCUCCUUUAACAUCUCAAAAUCAUCAACAUCCUUCAUUAAUUCAUCAAAAAAGUUUUGCUUCAAUUAGACAAUUUGUUCUUUCAAAUAAUCAUUUUAAACAACAAAAAGAAGAACAAAAUCAAAAAUUUCCUCGUUUUUCUUCUAUUAGAAGACGAAAGAAAAUUUUAGAUGAGGAAAAUAGCAACAAAAAUGGAAAAAUUAAAAGAAUUCCUUCUGUCAGAAAAGUUGGUGUUUGCCAUGGAAAAAGCAAUAAUCUUGAUUGGCGUUCAAAAAGUGUUGCUGGUCUUAAAUCUACGAAUACAGCUAGCAAUAAGUUGUUAUUAAAAUUAAUUUUUAAGUGA